AUGGAGGAGCCGUCGGGCCGAGUCACACUGAACGUGGGCGGCCUCCGCUACCGCACCUGCCGCGCCACCCUGGCCGCCUUUCCGGGCAUCAAGUUGGCCGGGCUGGCGGAGCCCGGCGCGGCGUCCCGCUUCGCCUACGACGCCCGCGCCGACGAGUUCUUCUUCGACCGCAGCGGCCGCCUCUUCGAGCAGGUGCUGCACCUGUGCCACAACGGCCACCUGCACGGCCCCACCGCCUGCCGCGCCGCGCUGCGGGCCGAGCUGGCCUUCUGGGGGCUGGCGGAGGCGCGGCUGCCCGCCUGCUGCUGGAGCAAGCUCUGCCCCGACGACGAGGAGGAGGAAGAGGCCGAGGGGACCGGCCGCCCAGAGGACCAGCGCGGCCUGCUGGAGCGGGGUCCGCGAGGGACGGGCGGGCGGUGGGCGCGGUGGGCGCCGCCGGCCUGGGCUCUCCUGGAGGAGCCGCUCUCGUCGCCCUGGGCCAUGGGCUUCGCAGUCAUGUCCCUCCUGUUCAACGUUGCCCUCAUCACCAUCCUUUGCACCAAAGGAGGCCAACGUGAAGACUCCCUGGGACACCACGACUUCACCCACACCCACCACCUCUCAGUGGAGUCAUUGUGUCCACAGAAACCUUCUCUCCUCCACCUGGAGCUCUUCUUCGUUCUCUGCUUCAUGGGUGAAUUUGUCAUCCGGCUCGUUUCCUGUCCAGACAAAAAGAAAUUCUUCCUGAAGCCCCUGAACCUGGUCGAUUUCCUGGCUCUUUUCCCAGUUUGCCUGGACCUCUUUUUCAGUGGACGUGGACACCAGCCUGAGGUUCUGCCCUGUUGGCUGAACUUGUUCCGUGUGGUGUAUAUCGUCAAACUCUUGAAGGUCUUCAAGCUGCUGGAGACCCCGAUGAUGCUGAGAGUCUUCCCCUACAUGUUUAAGUCCGUCUUGAAAGAGACGGCCAUCCUGAUGUGGGUUUUCCUUUUCGAAAUCCUUUUCUUUGGCACCCUCGUAUUGUUUGCUGAAUUGAUUGCGGGUGACCCAGAAUCGCUGUUUCAUGACAUUUUCUCGUCCUUCUGGUGGGGUGUGAUCACCUUGACCACCAUCGGCUACGGCGAUAUAUACCCCGUCCAAACAGCUAGCAAAGCAAUUGCGGCCUUAGCGGUGCUUUGUGGCCUGCUAACCAUCAUUAUCCCCAUCCCCAUCUUUUUCAUAAAAUUCAAGCAUUAUUAUACCUCCGCCGUAAUUAAGGAGAAGAGGAAGAGAGAGGAGAAGGCGAUGCCGACCAUGGCAUCCUCGGACGUCUAAUGCAGGGAUUGAGGUUUUUAUUUGGGGAAGGAAGCCCCUUUCCCUUCAACACCUCCAUGCAGAACCAGCCCAAUUACCAUAUGAGAUGCACCUUUUCCCCUCAAAAAAGA
Molecule: messenger RNA, 1400 nt
Organism: Thamnophis sirtalis
Lineage: Eukaryota; Metazoa; Chordata; Lepidosauria; Squamata; Natricidae
Product: voltage-gated potassium channel KCNC1-like
Biological process (GO): protein homooligomerization; action potential; potassium ion transmembrane transport
Cellular component (GO): axon terminus; postsynaptic membrane; presynaptic membrane
Molecular function (GO): delayed rectifier potassium channel activity; protein binding
Source: RefSeq, a predicted model, not a curated record